Molecule: messenger RNA, 1887 nt
Organism: Mugil cephalus (flathead mullet)
Lineage: Eukaryota; Metazoa; Chordata; Actinopteri; Mugiliformes; Mugilidae
Product: tubulin beta-2A chain-like
Exons: 5
Coding region: 178-1548 (456 amino acids)
Biological process (GO): microtubule cytoskeleton organization; mitotic cell cycle
Cellular component (GO): microtubule; cytoplasm
Molecular function (GO): GTPase activity; structural constituent of cytoskeleton; GTP binding
Source: RefSeq, a predicted model, not a curated record
GCGCUGGGCGUAACGUCAUCUGACCGGCAGCGCGUUUAUCUAUCUCGCCGACCCAACGCUCGCACAUAGAAAUGAGGCAAGUGCUGAUUUUGAGAAACACAGCGGCAAGAGACUGAAGAGUGGACCCCGGUCGAGUCGAGAAAAAAGGACGCCGUCUGCCCGCAUCCGCAGCUCACCAUGAGGGAAAUCGUUCACAUCCAGGCUGGACAGUGUGGAAAUCAGAUUGGGGCGAAGUUCUGGGAGGUGAUCAGUGAUGAGCAUGGCAUCGACCCCACCGGUAGUUACCAAGGUGACAGUGACCUGCAGCUGGAGAGGAUAAAUGUCUAUUACAAUGAGGCAUCAGGGAGCACAGGUAGCAAAUUUGUCCCCCGUGCCAUUCUGGUGGACCUGGAACCAGGAACCAUGGACUCGGUUCGCUCUGGCCCAUUUGGACAGUUAUUCAGGCCUGACAACUUUGUCUUUGGUCAGAGUGGAGCAGGAAACAACUGGGCCAAGGGUCACUACACGGAAGGAGCUGAACUGGUGGACUCCGUACUGGACGUCGUGAGGAAGGAGUCUGAGAACUGCGACUGCCUCCAGGGCUUCCAGCUCACCCACUCCCUGGGAGGAGGCACAGGUUCAGGCAUGGGCACGCUCCUCAUCAGCAAGAUCCGGGAGGAGUACCCUGAUCGCAUCAUGAACACCUUCAGUGUCAUGCCCUCCCCUAAAGUGUCCGACACUGUGGUGGAGCCCUACAACGCCACCCUCUCUGUACACCAGCUCGUGGAAAACACAGACGAGACCUUCAGCAUUGACAAUGAGGCCCUGUACGACAUCUGCUUCCGCACUUUGAAGCUUACCACGCCGACUUAUGGAGACCUCAACCAUCUGGUGUCCGCCACCAUGAGCGGGGUGACCACGUGUCUCCGCUUCCCUGGCCAACUCAACGCUGACCUCCGUAAGCUGGCCGUCAACAUGGUGCCCUUCCCCCGCUUGCAUUUCUUCAUGCCAGGCUUUGCGCCGCUCACAAGCAGAGGCAGUCAGCAGUACCGCGCCCUCUCUGUGCCAGAGCUCACGCAGCAAAUGUUCGAUGCCAAGAACAUGAUGGCGGCGUGCGACCCCCGUCAUGGACGCUACCUCACCGUGGCGGCCAUCUUCAGGGGACGCAUGUCGAUGAAGGAGGUGGACGAGCAGAUGUUGAGCGUGCAGAACAAGAACAGCAGCUACUUUGUCGAAUGGAUUCCCAAUAACGUCAAGACCGCCGUUUGCGACAUCCCUCCCCGCGGCCUCAAGAUGUCCGCCACCUUUAUCGGCAACAGCACUGCCAUCCAGGAGCUGUUCAGGAGGAUCUCCGAGCAGUUCACUGCCAUGUUCCGCCGCAAGGCCUUCCUCCACUGGUACACCGGAGAGGGAAUGGAUGAGAUGGAGUUCACCGAGGCUGAGAGCAACAUGAACGACCUGGUGUCCGAGUAUCAGCAGUACCAGGACGCCACCGCUGACGAAAUGGGCGAAUACGAAGAGGACGAAAUAGAGGACGAGGACGACGUCCGCCACGAUGUUCGCCACUGAUUGCAAUACACUUGACACAACACUGAAUCAGUAAUUGUUGUCGGACAAAUGCAGUGAGAUCCUAAGAAGUAUGCUAUACAUGCGGAUGUUCAACUAAAUAUAGUGUGAAAAUUAUGAAGAAACAUAGUUGUUUAGCCAAAAUUAUGCUGCGUAUAGAUACGGCUUAUACUGACACCGAGUGGUGUUGUCACCUCAAAAUAUGCAAGUGUUAUAGUGUUUGGUUUUCGAGGUCAUGCUUUGCCAGUGUCAAAAUACAAGUACAGUCUUGUCCUUAACACAGUUUUGUAACAUUCACUUCCGUAUGCAUUGUCUCAAGUCUUCAAUAAAAGAUCCAAUCCA